AUGAUGAUUAAAUUGUGUGUGAUCUUUUUUGUCUUCCAAUCAAUUGAAGUUGAAGCUCAACAAACGUUUAUGGAUCGGGGUCCUUUUCUGCAAAUGUUCCGAAUGCUAAGGAUAGGGUUUAGUAACAUGGCUCGCACAGGAGUUGACCAGGAAUACUUUAAUAUAAACUUGAGGAGAAAUAAACUCCAGCGACAAUUCAGGGACAAUGAGGAGUUCUUUUGUGAUGUAAAUGGACCUGGGAGAAGAAGUGACACUGUCCCAGAAUCCGUUCACAGACUUCGUCCAGGAGACAUUGAUGUGAUUGGAGCAAUUGGGGAUUCCUUGACAGCAGGAAAUGGUGGAAUGGCUACAAAUCUUAUGCAUAUUGCUGUAGAGAAUAAGGGAGUGUCCACAACGAUUGGGGGACAGGGUACUUGGCGACAAUUCCUCACUAUCCCCAACAUACUGAAGUUGUACAAUCCCAAAUUAUAUGGUUACUCACUGAGCGACUCACUGAGCACACAGCCAGCAUCAAGAUUCAAUGUUGCAGAAAUGGGAGCGAUGUCAAGAGACACGGAGUAUCAGGCCAACAAUCUCAUCAAACGAAUGCGAUCUGAUUCCAAUGUUGACAUGGACAAUCACUGGAAGAUUGUCUUUUACUUGAUUGGAGCUAAUGAUUUUUGUGCUGAUAUGUGCUACCUUAAAAAUCCUGCGAGUAUUGUGGAUCUACAUGAGAAGGAACUCACCAGGACCCUCAGGGUUCUCCGGGAUAAUCUUCCUCGGACAAUGGUCAACGUUAUUGCAAGUCCAUCAAUGAAAGUUCUUAUGCGGUUUCGUGGAAAACCAGCUCAAUGUAUUGCUGCCCAUCGCAUAGAAUGUCCCUGUCUCUUCUCUGACCAGCGAGAACGUUUCCGGAAUUUCUAUAUUGAAAUCAUGGACGCAUGGAAGAGGCGAGAAAAAGAAGUAAUCAACAGGGAAGAAUUCCACAAUAAAACCGACUUCACAGUGAACCUACAGCCCUUCACGGACAAACUCUGGAUACCCAUGAAUAAGGAUGGGAACACUGAUUUCUCCUACAUGUCUGUGGAUUGCUUCCACUUCAGCCAAAAGGGCUACGCCAGGGCAACCAAUGCUUUGUGGAAUAAUCUCCUGGAACCAUUUAACAACAAGACACAGCUCUGGAAGCAAGAAUUCGAGGACUUCAAGUGUCCCACAGAAGAACGACCUUUCUUGACCACAAAGAUGAAUAGUUAAUACAUUGGAGGGCAUCUUCGACAAUGUGCUAAAAUCAAUUAAUUUGGUGUAUUUUUUCUUGUGAUUUUUAUUAUGCCAAGAUUGUACACAGCCAUGAGAUGAUCAAUGGCUCAAUGCACUUCUUCAUUGAGGGUUAUGCCCUUGGUUAAAUAAUGUCUCUGUGAAAAAGUGCAAAACCCUGUAAAGCAUAAUUGUCGAAUGGCUGUUCAGAAUUUCCCGUACCUUCC
Phlebotomus papatasi is the source of this 1460-nucleotide messenger RNA. RefSeq names its product phospholipase B1, membrane-associated-like. Lineage: Eukaryota; Metazoa; Arthropoda; Insecta; Diptera; Psychodidae. The transcript is spliced from 4 exons. The record is from RefSeq and is a predicted model, not a curated record. Bases 1 to 1233 code for a protein of 410 amino acids. Gene Ontology annotation, biological process: phospholipid metabolic process. Gene Ontology annotation, molecular function: glycerophospholipase activity.